Molecule: messenger RNA, 508 nt
Organism: Plectropomus leopardus (leopard coralgrouper)
Lineage: Eukaryota; Metazoa; Chordata; Actinopteri; Perciformes; Serranidae
Source: RefSeq, a predicted model, not a curated record
GGAGCAGCAUCUGUUACAGAGUUUUACGCCAAAAACUCUCGCUGGACAGAAGGACUCAUCUCGGCCUCCAAAGCUGUGGGCUGGGGCGCCACGCAGCUGCUGGACUCAGCUGACCGCGUCGUGGGUGAACAGGGAACGUACGAGGAGCUCAUCGCCUGUUCGCAUGAGAUCGCCGGGAGCACGGCUCAGCUGGUCGCUGCCUCGAAGGUGAAGGCCGACCGCAACAACAAGAAGCUGCACACGCUGAAACAGGCCUCGCGGCACGUGAACGACAUGGCAGCUGUGGUCGUCACCUCCACCAAACACGGACAGCAGCAGAUCUCCGACCAAAGUGUGAUGGACUUCUCCGGCAUGUCUCUGAUCAAACUGAAGACGGAGGAGAUGGAAGCUCAGGUGAGUCCAAACCUUUAUCCUACAGAGUAACUUUCAUCCCGGACUCUAUUUUCUCAUGUUUCUGUGCUUUAGUGGCUGAUAUGAGCAACGUUUUUUGAAACUGGUCCAGUAAAGA